UCGGUGUCAGCAUAUCUGCUCUCGGCAGCUCCUCAGAGUGCAGUCAUGUCUGGACGUGGUAAGGGAGGCAAAGGGCUCGGAAAAGGCGGCGCCAAGCGCCACCGCAAAGUCCUCCGGGACAACAUCCAGGGCAUCACCAAGCCCGCCAUCCGCCGCCUGGCCCGGCGCGGAGGAGUGAAGCGCAUCUCCGGCCUCAUCUACGAGGAGACCCGCGGUGUGCUGAAGGUGUUCCUGGAGAACGUGAUCCGCGACGCCGUCACCUACACGGAGCACGCCAAGCGCAAGACCGUCACCGCCAUGGACGUGGUCUACGCGCUCAAGCGCCAGGGCCGCACCCUCUAUGGCUUCGGCGGCUAAGCUGCUCAGCUAAAUACUCUUCGCUAAAGGUCCUUUUC
This is a messenger RNA of Arvicanthis niloticus (Nile rat), 395 nucleotides long. RefSeq names its product histone H4. Lineage: Eukaryota; Metazoa; Chordata; Mammalia; Rodentia; Muridae. The record is from RefSeq and is a predicted model, not a curated record. Gene Ontology annotation, cellular component: nucleosome. Gene Ontology annotation, molecular function: protein heterodimerization activity; structural constituent of chromatin; DNA binding.